AAGCGUGCGUGGUAAUGGCGCCCCGUACGCCCCUCCGACCCGACGCCCGCCGCGGGCGCGCGCUCGCACGCCGGAAGGGGCGGGGCCAAGAGGCUCUUUAUAUAUCGUGUACAGCGGUCCGAUCGACCUCUACCGGCGGGAUCUUGCGGCGCGAUGUCUCACAGGAAGUUCUCUGCUCCCCGACAUGGAUCCUUGGGCUUCUUGCCCCGGAAGCGCAGCAGCAGGCAUCGUGGGAAGGUGAAGAGUUUCCCUAAGGAUGACCCUUCUAAGCCUGUCCAUCUCACAGCCUUUCUCGGCUACAAGGCUGGCAUGACCCACAUCGUGCGGGAAGUCGAUAGGCCAGGAUCCAAGGUGAAUAAGAAGGAGGUUGUGGAGGCUGUGACCAUAGUGGAGACACCGCCCAUGGUGGUUGUAGGCAUUGUGGGCUAUGUUGAAACCCCUCGAGGCCUCCGAACCUUCAAGACCAUCUUUGCUGAGCACAUCAGUGAUGAGUGCAAAAGGCGCUUCUAUAAGAACUGGCAUAAAUCUAAGAAGAAGGCCUUCACCAAAUACUGCAAGAAGUGGCAGGAUGACAUGGGCAAGAAGCAACUGGAGAAGGACUUCAAUAGCAUGAAGAAGUACUGCCAGGUCAUUCGCAUUAUUGCCCAUACCCAGAUGCGGCUGCUUCCUCUGCGCCAGAAGAAAGCCCACCUGAUGGAGAUCCAGGUGAAUGGAGGCACCGUGGCUGAGAAACUGGACUGGGCCCGGGAGAGGCUGGAGCAGCAGGUCCCUGUGAACCAGGUGUUCGGGCAGGACGAGAUGAUUGAUGUCAUUGGUGUGACCAAGGGGAAAGGCUACAAAGGGGUCACCAGUCGCUGGCAUACCAAGAAGCUGCCUCGCAAGACCCACAGAGGGCUGCGCAAGGUUGCCUGUAUCGGAGCCUGGCAUCCUGCCCGUGUGGCCUUCUCUGUGGCUCGGGCUGGGCAGAAAGGCUACCAUCACCGCACUGAGAUCAACAAGAAGAUCUACAAGAUUGGUCAGGGCUACCUCAUCAAGGACGGCAAACUAAUCAAGAAUAAUGCCUCCACUGACUAUGACCUGUCCGACAAGAGCAUCAACCCUCUGGGUGGCUUUGUCCACUAUGGUGAAGUGACCAAUGACUUCGUCAUGCUGAAAGGUUGUGUGGUGGGGACCAAGAAGCGAGUGCUCACCCUCCGCAAGUCCUUGCUGGUACAGACCAAACGGCGCGCUCUGGAGAAGAUCGACCUUAAGUUCAUUGACACCACCUCUAAGUUUGGCCAUGGCCGCUUCCAGACUAUGGAGGAGAAGAAAGCAUUCAUGGGACCGCUUAAGAAAGACCGCAUUGCCAAGGAAGAAGGUGCUUGACGUCUGGAGCGUGAGCCGCUGUCUGCAGCAAAUAAAGACUUUCUCAGUGAC
Molecule: messenger RNA, 1416 nt
Organism: Sciurus carolinensis (gray squirrel)
Lineage: Eukaryota; Metazoa; Chordata; Mammalia; Rodentia; Sciuridae
Gene: Rpl3
Product: ribosomal protein L3
Exons: 10
Coding region: 154-1365 (403 amino acids)
Biological process (GO): ribosomal large subunit assembly; translation
Cellular component (GO): cytosolic large ribosomal subunit; ribosome
Molecular function (GO): RNA binding; structural constituent of ribosome
Source: RefSeq, a predicted model, not a curated record